Emericellopsis atlantica is the source of this 1140-nucleotide messenger RNA. RefSeq lists its product as uncharacterized. The record is from RefSeq and is a predicted model, not a curated record. The coding region runs from base 1 to 1140 and encodes 379 amino acids. Gene Ontology annotation, cellular component: cytosol; centrosome; nucleoplasm. The transcript has 6 exons. NCBI's taxonomy places the organism in Eukaryota, Fungi, Ascomycota, Sordariomycetes, Hypocreales, Bionectriaceae.
AUGAACGACACUGCUCACCUCAGCGAGAGCAACCUCGCUCGUCAAGGAGAAUUAUCCACAGCACAGCAGCCAACGACGCUCCACGAGACUGCCACGACACUCGAGGACAGCGCGAAGAACAGCGAGUCUGUCCGUGACGCACUCCUCACGUGUCUCGGCACGCUGUCUCACACGCCAGCCACGGCCGCGGACGACGAUGCGCGGGCCGCGACACUCGGGAGGCUGAAAAAAAGUGUGACCACAGGCCUGGGAGGCACGGCGAUCGCGGAAGAUGUCGAGGGACAAGCCUUGACGGCCGAGGCAGCGCUGGCCUGUCUCGUCGAGCUGCAGACCAAGUGGCAGGUCGAAAUGGACGACGAGUCUCUCAGACAAGUUCUCGCGUACACGGAUGCCGGGGAUGGCUGGACCACGGAGGAGGCUGCUGCCAUGGCCGGCCAGCUGGUCGACGCUGCUCUCCCCGAGCACAAGGUGCCGAGCUUCAUUGUGGAGAGCAUCCUACAGCAGCAUCUGCGACCGCUGUUCUCACAGUCUACUACAAAGGUCACUGCAUCGGGUCGCCCGGUACUCUUCGAGCAAGGCGAGCCGAGGGCCUACAGAGGCCUGGAGACGCCAUCAUGGAAGCGUGGUGGACUACAGAUCAUGUCGUUGUUCAGGUGGGCUGUGCAGCACGCGGAUGACAUUGUGAUACGUGACCAUUGGCCACUAUUUACGCCUGUCCUCCUUACUCUCAUCGAAGAUGAAGACACCGCCGUUCGGGUACAUGGCCUCGGCACACUCGGUGCCUUUGUUGACAAAUGCCCUUUGCGCAUCCUGGCCACUACCGGCAUCGCAAAGGUCUUUGAGGAAUCUAUGUUCCCGUCCUUGUUGUUUCUGCCUACUUUGACGCCCGAGGACCAGUCUGUCGAGAUCAUCAAGGCCGCCUACAAGGUUCUCCUGAUCCUCGCGAAGAAGGACCCAGAUACCAAGAGCUCUGCCCGACGUCACCUACUGGACAAAAUGCUCCGCAACGGCGUAUUCGCUGCGCAUGAUCAUGCCUCCCAAUACAUGCGUAUAGUCGAGACUCUCAUGACCACGCUGAUCUCCGUGGUCGAUGCGCUGGAGAUCUUCGCGGUCAAGCAUCUACAGCGGCCCAAGCAAUGA